UCAGCGAGCAGCCAUAUUUUUCUAUCCAUAAUCUACCUUUCUCUUCCGUACAGAUACGGAUUAGGCCAGCUCUGACAAUGCGUGACGGCCUUUUGAAACGAGCUUGAGAUAUGCAGAGGCUUGUCCGUUUAUCAUGCGGAGCCUGUUAGUUCUCUUUCUAACCACUCCAACAUAUCUUGCGUGUUAUUGGGAUCCGACUGAAGUCUCUGUCGCGUAGCUCGUAAAGAUGGCCUUUCCCGCUGGUGUCAGCGCGUCCUUGUGUCUGAAUAGAGUUCCUUCUCUCCGUGACACUGACUCGAGGUCCUGCACUACGUCCCUCACGUCUACGCCAUUCUCUCCCCUUCUCCCUCCAACCGCUCGACACUGCUCCCUUCAAUCGCUCGUGCCUACGUUACUCCAUAACCCCACACUUCGCCAACCAAUCGCAAGCCUAGAUUCUCCUCAACCUCGUCCUUCUCUAGCAUCUUCCUCGACCUUUCCUUCUCGAGUGCCCCCUUUCAGCAUCCCUAGCCCAGUCCAUGCUUCUUCACUCCAUGGGAGCCCACCCAACCUGACUCCACCACACCGAGUCAGCAGGCUCGAGGCUUCCGAACGAGCUGUGGCCGUAUUUCAUGAAACCAGCGCUUCUGCCACGUCAGCACGGUCGGAUUUCGCCACAACUGGAUCGAGUAGCGAUUCAUCGGAGGGCUUGAGGGAAGGGAGACCGGAAGGGAGACCGGAAGGAAGACUGGAAGGGAGUUUGGAUGGUAGAUCGCUAGGGUACGGUAGUGGGGAUGACCAGGAGAUUCAGUUUGCUGGUGUCCUCAGCGACAGUGCGUGCAGCAGCAGUGAUUAUAGCAGCGAGAGUGAUACGGACAGUGCCGAGGUAAAGAGCGCAAUCUGUAAGCAGGGCGAAAGCGACGUGGGACUCAACACUGAUAGAUCAACCCGCACCAGGCGCCCAGUUAAACCCGCGGAUCCGCAAUUAGAGACUAGACACCCAGGUCGUUCUCCCACAAGGCCAGAUCAUCCGAUAGCGUCGGCAACGAGCUUUGAAGGAAGGGUAGCUGGAGCGGCAGGUGCAGCUGGAGCAGCUGAAGCGAGGGAGUCCGAUGGGCUCAUGGCAAUCCGACGGCCCAAACUGAUCCGUCGGGUGCCUGUCGCGUCAGGUGCGGAUUCGAAGGCCAUAGGCUUUCAAGACACGCGGGAGUAUCGAAGAAGAGAACGAGUUUCACGGAGGCAGUCAGAUCCAGCCACCACAGCAACGACGUCGCCAGCAGCGUCACCACCAGCAGCCGCAGCAGCACCAGCAGCAUCACCAACGCCAGCAGCCGCAGCAGCACCGCCACCACCUCAACCCCUAAAAGCGGUUGCACCAACACGACCACAACCAGCAUUUGCGCCGACCCCUCCCUCCUCCACUUCUUCUAUCCCAUCCUUCCCCUCCUCCUCCUCUUCCUCCUCUUCCCCCUCUUCCUCCUCCUCCGCCCCUUCCCCGCGGCCCCCCCAGUCGACAGUGUGGGUGAACAAGUCUGCGCCCAGGGCACCCCGGCACAGGGGACCCGGAAUGGCAAACAGAAGCCCUGUCAGCGACCGCGUGCUACAGGCGAUCGUGGCUAUACAGAGGGCCAGACGCGUGGCCGGAGAAGGCGCCAGAGGCAGCCAGGGAGGCGCAAGGAGCCUAGAGAGUCAACGAAGCGGAGAAGGUCAACGGAGCCAUGGUGGGGGAGCAGAGGGAGGAGCAAGGAGGGGAGAUGAGGGGGUGAGAGUGGGAGUGAGUGGCGGCGGCGGCGGGGGAGUGGUGGGGUCGCUGAAGGAGGUGGUGGCGGAGGUGGCGGGGGGAUUGGAGAAGCGCGAGGUGGAGGAGCUGAUGACGGAGCUGCAGCGACGCCAUGACUGGCGGGCCACGCUUGAGGUGUUUUCAUGGAGCCAGCAGCAGGCGUGGUUCCGCCCGAACAUGCGACUGUACAACGCGUUGAUGGGAUUUCUGGCGCGGGAGCACCAGGCGCACGCCGCCACGCUGCUCUUCCAGGACAUGCUGCUCACGCGCGCGCGCCCCAACCACUUCACAUACACGGCGCUCAUCAACGCGUACGGGCGCUCUGGGUGGUUCGAGGAUGCUCUGGCUGUGUUCGAGCACAUGAAGACGUGCGACGAGGACGACUGCAGGCCCAACACAGUGACGUGUAACGCUCUGAUUGGUGCGCUGUGCAAGGGAGGGAUGUAUGACGAGGCGGUGGAGGUAUUUAUGGACAUGCGCUCGGGCUCAGGCGGCCUGCCAGACAACUGCAGGCCCAACAUAGUGACGUACAACACGCUCAUAGACAGCUUGUGCAGAGAGGGGCAGCUUGACGCUGCUCUGCAGGUCCUCGACGACCUCUCCUCGGGCGCCCUGGACCCCCUAGUCGCCCCCAACAUAGUCACCUUCAACACCAUCAUCAACGCGUGCGGCAAGGCGGGCCGUGCAGCCGAGGCUGAAACGACCCUGCAAGCCAUGGAGCUCACCGGCAUGGCGGCCGACGGCAUCACGUACACCGCGCUCGUGGACGCGUAUGGCCGCACAGGACAGGUGGAGCGCGCCGAGGAGGCGUUCGAGCGGAUGGUGCAGGCGGGGAUCGGCCCGGAUGUGUUCUCGUAUACGGCGCUAAUGGCGGGGUUUGGCCGCGCUGGGCUGCCGGAGCGGGUCACAGAGACGCUGUCUGCCAUGCAGAGAGCGGGGGUGCAGCCGAACGAGGUGACGUUUCUGACGGUGCUGGACGCGCAUGGGAAGGCAGGGAAUUACGAGGAGGCGGAGGCGACGCUGGCUGUGAUGGUUACGUGCGGUUACCGCCCGUCGGUUUACAGUUGGAGUUGUUUGAUUGACGCAUUUGGGAAGGCGGGGCUGUAUGCUAAGGCGGCAGGGGCGUUUGAGCGUAUGCAGGCCGAGGGAUGCCGUCCGAAUCUGAUCACGUACGCGGCAAUUUUGUCUGCUUGUGCGCGGUGUGAACAGUGGGAGGAUGCGCUGGAGCUGUUGUACUGUUUACAGAGGACAGGCGGCGAAUGGGAGGUUGCCAUGUGUCGGCUUGUGAUGGCAGGCCCGGACGAGGAAGGGGAGGAGUGUGGGAGUGAGGAGGAAUUAGUGGAAGGGCUGAUGAGAGGAGGGAGGCGAGGAGGGGAGCGGAAAGGCGAGCGGGGAGGGGAGCGAGGGGAGAGGAGGAAGAGUGGGGGGAUGGAGGAUGGCUUGUGGGAGUCAGCCGGGCGGAUGUUUGAGGCGUUUCAGCCCCUGCCGCUGGCCAUGCGCCGCUCCUUCUACAACGCCCUGGCCGACGUGCUCUGGAGCUUUGGCAUGCAUCGGCGCGCUGCCAGAGUGGUGGCGCUGGGGCGGGGCCUGGGCGUGUAUGGGGGCGCGGAGGAUAUGCACAAGGGGGGCCGGGGCGGGAGGAGAGGGGGGUUGGGGCGAAGAGAGGGCAGCAGCAGUGGGAGUGAGGGAGAAGGUGGCAACCAGAGGGGUGGUGGGAGUGGCAGGGGCAUGUGGACGGAGGAGGGCAUAUGGAGUGUGGAUCUGCACGAGCACUCCAUUGGCUCGGCCUGUGCCUUCCUCUUCCUGUGGCUCAGAGACCUGCGCACCGCAUGGCAGUGGCACAAUGAGAUCCCCGAGGCCAUCGAUAUAGUCACAGGCUGGGGCCGGCACAGCAAGCGGAAAGACUCCACCUCAGAUAAGCCUGCACAGGUAGCGCCCCUGAAAGCAGCCAUACUUAGGGAGCUGCAGCAGAUGGGCUCUCCGUUCCAGGAACUUUCUGUGAACGCCGGGCGGCUGGUGGCGGGCGGGUGGGCGGCGUACUCUUGGCUGUUGCAGGAGGAGAUGCGGGAGCGGCUGCAGCUGAGGGAUGCGCCACAGCCCAUGCCCCCUGGGGACAAGCCGUACGAGCCGCAGUAACACAUCGAAUAGAGAGCCCAUAUAGAGUUGCUGGUACUGUAAUGUUCCUUAUUGUGAUGGGUUGGCUUCCCAGGCAUGGUAACCAUCUGUAGUGUGUUACCAAACGACCCC
Messenger RNA from Closterium sp. NIES-67, 4006 nucleotides. The record is from the annotation of a GenBank genome assembly. NCBI's taxonomy places the organism in Eukaryota, Viridiplantae, Streptophyta, Zygnematophyceae, Desmidiales, Closteriaceae.